Molecule: messenger RNA, 1592 nt
Organism: Lobosporangium transversale
Lineage: Eukaryota; Fungi; Mortierellomycota; Mortierellomycetes; Mortierellales; Mortierellaceae
Exons: 1
Coding region: 336-1508 (390 amino acids)
Source: RefSeq, a predicted model, not a curated record
UUUACAUAUAAUUAUUUUUAUUCAAUCUUAAUCAUUCAUUCAUUCUCAUUCUCAUUUGCAUUAAUCACUUAAUCCUUUAAUUUUCAUUCUCAUCAUCUGUCGUGCGUCAAUUUAACAGCAUAUUUUGAGUUCAUAAAUUUCUCUUUCUAUUUUUAUUUUCUGCACUAUUCUCUUUCCUUCCUCUCCUUUCUCUCUCCGUCCCCUUUUUUAAGCCAACAGAAAUUAUCAGUCUCCAAACAGUUUUCACAGGACUUCAGUUUGAACAGUUACUUUUCAUAAAGUCGACAGGCAAGCACGGACUUUCCUUCCUCACAAAACAAUAGCUGGCAACAGCCAUGGCAACAACAGGUCUCAAUCGCACUAAUUAUUCUGAAGAUCUCUCCACCCCGUCAGUCUACCAGCGUAAACGUAUCUCACAGAGAUAUUGCUCUUCCUCUGCAUCAUCUUACACUACUUAUUCCUCAGCUCUGGCAGCGGCUUAUCAACAGCAUCAGUUACAGCUGCAACUCAGCCAUCACCAACCCACUCGUUCAUCUAGGCAGAGCCUUGACCAAAACCCCUAUAGCACUUACUCUACCGACCAAUACCCUGCCUACCAUCCCUUUGAACAUACCUUCGAAAACUCUGACACAAAGUACAGGGGUGUCUGCAACAAUAAUAAUAGUAAUAAUAGUUAUAAUAGCACCCUCCGUGAUAACGGUAUCCAUAAAACCAGAUCCGACUUGUAUACCGACGCUAGCGUCAGUAAACGCUAUUCUUCCCCCUCUUCCAACCAUCAUAAAUCGCCUCCUUCUCCUUACCUGAAUACCCUUGACCCUGUGUGCCAAUCCAGUCUGAGCUCCCACGAAUCAUCAGCAUUGCCUUCCCCUUCACUUAGCGUAUCCUCAACUGACUCCAUGUUCUCCUCCACAAGCGGCACCAGCAUGGCCCAUUGCUCGCCGAUCCUUCCCAAUGCCGCCAUUUCUGCACUUCUCCUGCAUGAUGCCCCAUCGUCUGAAUCCUCCUUGGCUUCUUCACCGGUCCUGUCCUACUGCAGCAGUCCGCGGAUGCCUUUCUCCCCAGUCUCAUCGCCAUCACCCUCGCUAUCAUCAUCAUCAUCGCCCUCACCGUCGCCACCUCCUGCUAUGUCUAUUACACGAAGGAAUAGGAGAACGGCCUCUACAGGAUCAGGAUCAAGCCAAUUGAGUGAGAGCAGCCAGUUAUCUGGAUACACCAGUCAAUCUAAUUCACAUUCAUCUCGCUCAGGACCAAUGAAAGGGAAAGGGCGAUCACCACUUUCUCGACCGUGGUCAACACAUGGUCAUUCAGCCACAUCCAAGAUGGCAUCAGCCUCAAGAGCAUCAUCAAAAGCAGCAGCGGUUGAUUCUUAUAAUUCACCCCAAACCAUUGUGCAAAAUUCGACGCGCUACAUAGGCUUCCUGUUGCUACCUCUAUUCCCACUUCUCCUCUUUGCAUUGUGUGCUCAGACUUCAAAGAACUUUGAGACGCCAGCGAAGUAUGGUGUAUAAUAAUAAUAAAAAAAACAAAGCACAAAAAUACACAUUACAAUUACUAUCAUCACAUGACAUUGGAAUGUGGAGUCGAAGUCGAAC